This is a messenger RNA of Arabis nemorensis, 1665 nucleotides long. The record is from the annotation of a GenBank genome assembly. Lineage: Eukaryota; Viridiplantae; Streptophyta; Magnoliopsida; Brassicales; Brassicaceae.
AUGGGUACCAAACUCCUACUUACACCUCCCAAAUGUUUAUACACCAAGUACAUUUACUUCGUACACCAAGUAACAAUCAUUUACUUCGUAUCAAUCUCUCAUAACAAUGCCCAAUUCAUAACUUCAUGCAAACAAACUCCAUACCCUAGCGUCUGCGCCCACCACUUGUUCGAUUCACCUCUCAAAACUUUAGACGACCAAACCGAUGGUCUCACUUUCCACGACCUUGUGGUUAGCUCCACCAUGGACCAAGCCGUUCACCUCCACCGCCUCGUGUCUACCGUGAAACGACGUCGUUCUCUCCACAAACGCGCCACGUUAGCUUUGUUCGACUGCUUGGAGCUCUACGAAGACACCAUAGACCAACUCAACCACUCUCGGAGAUCCUACGGUCAAGAUUAUUCGGCGCAUGAUAGACUAACUUCUUUAAGCGCUGCCAUAGCGAAUCAAGACACUUGCAGAAACGGAUUUAAAGAUUUUAAUUUAACCUCUUCGUAUUCAAAAUAUUUCCCUAUACACAUUCACCGGAAUCUCACUAAGUCAGUAAGCAACUCCUUGGCGGUUGCUAAGGCUGCGGCUCAGGCUGAGACGGUUGUCGAGAAACAUGCAGCGACGGCGUUCACUAAAUUCAGCAAACAAGGAGGUGGUGGUAGUCGGAGAUUGAUGUUUUCCGACGAGAAGUUUCCUUCGUGGCUCCCUCUUCGCGACCGGAAGCUUUUGGAAGAUUCGAAAACUACGUCUAAAGCCGAUCUUGUGGUGGCUAAGGACGGUUCGGGUCAUUACACAAGUAUUCAAGAGGCCGUAAACGCAGCAGCCAAACUUCCUCGGAGAAACAAGAGACUUGUGAUAUACGUUAAAGCAGGCGUUUACAAAGAAAACGUGGAGAUCAAGAAAUCGAUCAAGAACGUGAUGGUUAUCGGAGACGGCAUCGACUCUACCAUUGUCACCGGAAAUAGGAACGUUAAAGAUGGCAGCACGACGUUUAGGUCUGCAACUUUUGCUGUUUCCGGCGACGGUUUUAUCGCACAAAGCAUAACAUUCGAGAACACGGCGGGACCGGAAAAACACCAAGCGGUGGCCCUCCGAUCAGGCUCAGACUUCUCCGUAUUCUACGGUUGUUCUUUCAAAGGCUAUCAAGACACUCUCUACCUUCACUCUCGUCGUCAGUUCUUGAGAAACUGCAACAUCUACGGCACGGUCGAUAUGGUCUUCGGAGACGCAACCGCAAUCCUCCAAAACUGUAACAUCUACGCUCGUAAACCAAUGAGCGGCCAGAAAAACACCGUCACGGCCCAAUCUCGGAAGGAUCCUAACGAAAGCACCGGCUUCGUCAUCCAGAGCUCCACAGUUGCUACGGCGGCCGAGACUUACUUAGGACGGCCGUGGAAACAGUACUCGAGGACAGUUUUCAUAAAGUGUAAUAUCGGAGGGCUAGUGGGUCCGGCGGGAUGGUUGCCUUGGAGCGGAGGUUUUGCUCUUAAAACUCUUUAUUACGGCGAGUAUGGUAAUACUGGCGCCGGAGCAAGCGUCUCCGGUAGAGUUAAGUGGCCGGGCUAUCAUGUUAUAAAGACGGCGACGGAGGCCGGGAAAUUCACGGUGGAGAAUUUCUUGGACGGAAACUAUUGGAUUACGGCGGCGGGAGUACCGGUCAAUGCUGGACUUUGA